CAUGGGCGCGGGCGUGCUGGCGGUGGUGCAGGUCGGGGUUGUGGACGUGAAUGACCACGCCCCCGCCUUCCCUGAGGGGGGCUGACGGCGGAGGUGGUGGAGGAGGCGGCCGCUCAUCUCCCAGCUACGGUGAUGAAGGUGGAGGCGACGGACGAGGACGCGGUGGAUAGAGGCGGGCUGGUGUACAGUCUGUCCGAGGCGUCCACUCCUGGCCUCUCCCUGCCCUUCUCCAUCAACCCUCACACCGGCCACCUCCUGCAGCUCAGGGCUGUGAAUAGAGACCCUCCUGACGGGCGCGCGGUGUGGCGGGUGAGGGUGCAGGUGAGAGAUGGCCAGCGAGUGUCGCCCUCCCUCAUUGCAGCAGCGGACAGGGCCACGCGACACCGCCCACGCGCCGCCCCUCACCCACGCCCACAGGAGACAACACAGAAGGAGACGCAGAAGGAGGAGGAGGAGGAGAGAGGCCACCCUUUCCCUGGCGUGUAUUUCAAGUGGCGGAGUGACCAGUCUUCAGAAAUCAUCCCAUUUUUGUCCCGAGGGAGCGGCCUGGAGGAGGAGGAGAAGGAGGUGGAGGAGGAGGAGGAGGAGGAGGAGGAGGCGAAGGAGAGGAGACAGGAAGCUGACGGCCGUAACUCCCGGAGGACGCAGGCGGGAGAGAGUGGCGGGAGGCUGACGGCGAGAAAGAAGAGGAAGAGAGGAGGGGAGUUUAUGCCCAAAAGCAGGAGGACGACGAAGAGGAGGACGAGGGAAGACGCGAGGCAAGGAAGAGGCGAGGCGGAUGGAGCCAGGCCAGAAAUAAGACGGGAUAAACAAGACAGGGAUAGCGUCAGGUUGUCAAAAGCCCUUCCCGCGAGAGUGAAGGACGACGCUGGAGUGGAGGCUGCAGUGAUGGGGCGGAGGAGGAUGAGGGAGGCCCCAUACUUCCCUAGUGGCAGAACAAGAACCCAUCAUGUCCCACUUAGAAGACAGACACGGCAGAUAAACAUUGACAAGCAUAAAUGUACCCCGCACUCAACACACAGAGGUACACGCAACACAAAACACCCCAAACACCUCGAAAAGACAGGACCCUUUUUUCAUAUGAACCGCAAACUCCAUCACCCUUAUACAAACCGAACCGUUAACCGUAGGGGCCCCCGAUGUGGUUACAGAGACACGGGAACACACUGUCAUUCCUCAUGCUUCGCAACUUCAAGAUUGGCAGGGCGAGGCGCGAAGUUGGCACGAAAUAGACACAAAGAUUUUCCUCGUUUGCAUUCGCCCAUUGCCCACAUAUCAUCGAAGGAGAGAAGAGAAGGGUUAAGAGGAGGAGUAGGGGGAAAAUGGGUUGCUGAAAUAUUAGAGAAAAGAAGACAGAAGAGAGACGAGACAGGCAGUGGUGGUGGUGAUACAAACAAGGCACCGGAGCUUUUCCCACCGCUGCCACCAAUUGUAACGGAGACAGAAAAUGCAGAAAAAUGGACAGAAAUGCAGGAAAUGAAAAGUGAUGAUAACUACAACUACUCAGACGGACAAACCAUCACCACCACCGCCACCACGCACCACCACCACCACAAACCAACAGAAAACGGAACGAACACGCAAGAAGCGGAGCAUAACCACCACUACCAUAAGCAAAACCACUCGGACAGCAAAACCACCACCACAACAACCAAGACCAGCUACCACAACCCCAACACAACCACAGAAAACGCAGCCACGACCACAAAAACCGAAAAUACACCACCUAAACCACAAUUACGAGAAAAACGCAACACAAACACAAACAUGAAAAACAAACCUGUGUACGUGCGCCAAUACAAAUCAAUGAACGGGCGGUGUGACACAUACAAUACGUUUUCAGUGCAAGAAGAAAACGGAAGUACGAGAGAAAACGGCGUAGGGGGAACUGAGGAAAAGGAUGAGGAGGCAGUAAGAACAGAGAUGGAGUGGAGAAGGAGAAUAGAGGACAUGAUGAUGGAGAUGAGGAGAGAGGAGGUGCAUGUGGUGGAGACUGUGGUGGACGUGGUGGUGAAGGACGUGAAUGACAACGCCCCUGUCUUUCCUAAUGCCACGAUGUACGGGGAGGUGCAGGAGAACGGCCCGAUAAACCUAUCAGCAGGCGUCGUGUGGGCCUGGGACGCGGACGAGCAGGGCAGCAGUCACGCCUUGAUUACCUACAGUAUUGAAAAGAAUGUUAUGGAUGAGAGGACAGGAGAAAGUAUAUUUGUAAUCCACCCACAGACAGGCCUUAUCCACACGGCUCUCUGUUGCCUAGACAGGGAGACCACGCCCUUAUACGAGAUUCAAGUGGUGGCGCAGGACGGUGGUGGUCUGAAAGGCACGGGGACGGUGGUGGUGAGGCUGGCGGACGUCAAUGACAACUCUCCACGCCUGGCCCGGGACGUGUGGGCGGUGGAGGUGGAUGAGACGUGGGGGGAGGCGCCACCUGACAACACCACUUUGCUUCAGAUCACCGCUGCAGACAAGGACACCUCUAACUACUUCUACUACAGGGUGGUGGAGGGCAGCGGGUGGGGGUGGCGGCACUUCGGGAUAAGAACGGUGGGCGCCGCAGGACACCUACACGCCCUUGCCACCUUAGAUUAUGAGAAUGCUGCGCAGAGGGACGGCUUUCGCUUCAUGGUUCAAGUCACGGAUAGGGGGCGCGGGGGAUGGGGAGACGCGCGCCACACGGACACGGCGUGGGUGGAGGUGCGGCUGAGGGACGUCAACGAUAACGCCCCUGAGUUCCCACGCCCGCACGCCCACGUCACGGUAAGGGAGGAUGCAUCGCCGGGCACCCUCGUCACCGCCCUGGCUGCUACAGAUCCGGACGAGGGCGGACUGCAGGGCGUAUCCUACAAGGUGCAGGGAGGCUGGGGGGCCCUCCGCGUGGACCCUGGUGGGGGCGUGAGGCUCUGGCGGGCGCUGGACAGAGAGGCUGCGGGCGGGGCUGUGGGCGUGGCGAGAAUAGUGGCAAUAGAUACAGGAGAACCACCCUUAUCAUCGACUUCCACCUUAACUAUCACUGUGACGGAUGUAAAUGACUGCCCCCCACGUCUGCUGCCCCCCACAAGGUUGUACGUGAGGGAAGGCGCCCCCACGUCUCUCCUGGGGGUGCUGAGGGCCACGGAUGAUGACCUCUGGCAGCUUGGUCACGGCCCGCCCUUCUCUUUCGCCCUGUCUCCCUCCAACCCUGAAUUCGUGAGGGAAGCUUUGACGCUGAAACAAAGGAAAGAUCUGGACAGCGGGCGUGGAGGGGCGGAGGUGUGGAACCGGAUGGAGCUGGACAGGGAGGAGAGAGCGGAGGUGACGGUGGAGGUGGUGGUGGGUGACGCGGGGGGGCGGGUUGCCUCCUACCCCGUUACAGUUGUGGUUGAGGACGUAAAUGAUAACCCAAUGAAACCAGGCAGGAAGGUGGUCAGGGUGUGGAAGGUGCAGGGCGGGGGCGCGGACGUUGCACUAGGGCGCGUCUACGUCGAGGACCCCGAUGACUGGGACCUCGAGGAUAAGUCUUUCAAGUGGGCAGGACCCCCUCACCCCCUGUUCACCCUGCAGGAGGACACAGGAAAUAUAUUUGGGUCUUCACAGCUGAGGGAGAGACGGUACGAGCUGCACUUCCUGGCGAGUGACCGGCUGUGGGGACAGAAGGACGUGCCUGCCAACGUGACAGUCGAGGUCACCCACUUGUCAUCUGAGAGCCUGACCAGCGCCGUGCCUCUCACUCUCUCCCCCAUCUCCCCAGCCGCUCUCACCGCAGCCUGGACCCCGCAGGCUGGAGGAGGUGGCCUGGGUACCUUAUCAGAGGCCGUAAGGGAGGUAGUGGGCGGCGCUAAGGUACAGGUCCUUAUCGUGAGUGUCUACGGAAGCUCCCCCACGCCCAUGUCCCACGCCCACGAUCCUCCAGAAGACCCGCCUAUCCCUGUGUCGUGGGUUUGGGUGUGUGCAAAGGAAGCGUCCGAAGGAAGUUUCAUGAAUCCUGUGAAGUUACGUGGGUUGUUGUCACUGCAUCAAGAUAAGUUAGAAAGAGUGAUGAAUCUGAGGGUGCUGGUGGGGGACGCCUCGCCCCCCUCCUCCCCCUCCACGGCCCCCUUGCAUCCCCCCUCCCUCGCCUCCAUGGUGCUGCCCCUCCAGGUGGUGGAUACGAAUGUGACCUCCCUGGUGACCCCGCGCUUGAGUCACGCCCCUGCCUGCCCCCCACGCGACCCACACCGCCUGGAGGGGGACUCCUGCACCCCCACCUCCUGCCUGAAUGGCGGGAGAUGUUUCAUGGGAAAGAGGUGUCUGUGCCCUGUGGGGUCUUCCGGUCCUCGCUGCAAGGUCCUCGCCAGGUCCUUCCAUGGGCGGGGUUGGGUGUGGGUGCGUCCCCCCGCCCCCUGCCUCCCCACCACCCUCUCCCUCCGCCUCCUCCCCCUCCGCCCUGACGCCCUCCUCCUCUACUCCGGCCCCCUCUCCCCCUCCUCCCCACAGCGCUACCCCCCGCCCCCCUCCUAGUGGUGCAGGUGGUGAGGGGGCGCCCCCAGGUGGUGGUGGAGGGGGGCGCGGCUCCCUCAAGGUGGAAGUGAACGUGACUCUCGCGACACACACCUGGCACACGCUACACCUGCAUGUGGAGGCGCAGGGCAUCGUGCUGGCCGUGGAGGAGUGUGGGGAGGGGGAAGCAGGCGCGACGCCCCCCACCCACCCCUGCCUGGCCAGAGCGCGGUGGGGGCGGCAGGGGGGACGGGGGGUGGGUGGCUGGACUACUGGGGACCCAUUGCAGGUUGGGGGAUUGGCACACGCCCCCCCACACCCCCAGGACCAUGGGUGGAGCGGCGCCCCCCUUGCCCCUCCACUGCACGGCUGUCUGUCGCACCUCAAAGUGAAUGGAGAGCUCGUGGACUUGGGCGAGGUGGCACACAGCAGCGGCACCACGCGCGGCUGUCACGUGCAAGAGGGCGCGUGCGGCAGUGAUAACCCGUGUGGGCGGCGAGGGCGGUGCGUGGGCGGGAUGGGCGCGCCGUAUUGUGAGUGCGAGGCAGGGUGGGCGGAUGUGUGGGCGGGGGUGUCCUGUUCCACCCCCACCCCGCCCAUCACCCUCACCCCUUCCUCAUUCAUCAGCUUGUCCCUCCCCCACGCCCCUCACCCUUACAG
Molecule: messenger RNA, 5115 nt
Organism: Scylla paramamosain (green mud crab)
Lineage: Eukaryota; Metazoa; Arthropoda; Malacostraca; Decapoda; Portunidae
Product: neural-cadherin-like
Exons: 17
Coding region: 133-4476 (1447 amino acids)
Biological process (GO): cell-cell junction assembly; multicellular organism development; adherens junction organization
Cellular component (GO): catenin complex; plasma membrane; adherens junction
Molecular function (GO): calcium ion binding; cadherin binding
Source: RefSeq, a predicted model, not a curated record